Messenger RNA from Cylas formicarius (sweet potato weevil), 556 nucleotides. Its product is annotated as endocuticle structural glycoprotein SgAbd-2-like. The coding region runs from base 49 to 471 and encodes 140 amino acids. The record is from RefSeq and is a predicted model, not a curated record. The transcript is spliced from 3 exons. Gene Ontology annotation, molecular function: structural constituent of chitin-based larval cuticle. Gene Ontology annotation, cellular component: chitin-based extracellular matrix. Lineage: Eukaryota; Metazoa; Arthropoda; Insecta; Coleoptera; Brentidae.
GUCAAAAUCCAAUAGUCUCCUCAUAGCGUCUGCUACCGAACGAGCAACAUGAAACAAAUUAUUGUUGGUCUCAGCAUCCUUGCUUUGGCUUCAGGCGCCGCCAUAAACGAUGAAUCGCAGGCAGAAAUUCUUAGCCAGGAUUCGGAAGUAAACUUUGACGGCUCGUUCAGAUCAUCUUUCCAAACAAGCAACGGUAUAUCAAUCCAAGAGCAAGGUCAAUUGAAAAACGCUGGCAGCAAAAAUGGCGAAGCCCAAGAAGUCCAAGGGACUAUCCAAUAUUCAUCACCUGAUGGUACUCCAGUUCAGCUGCAAUACAUUGCCGACGAAAAUGGUUUCCAACCUCAAGGUGGUCACCUUCCUGUACCUCCUCCAAUUCCGGACGCCAUCCAGAAAUCAAUUGAGUGGAAUGCUGCGCACCCCGAAGAACAACAGGAACAAGCUCAACAACAACCUCCCAACAGGCGUUACUAAGUUGCGAUCACUUUGUUUUUUUCGCUGCCGUACUUUCUGUAAAUUGUUUUGUUGUUUUGUGCCAUGUACAAAAAUAAAUGUUUUC